Didymella exigua CBS 183.55 is the source of this 1722-nucleotide messenger RNA. Its product is annotated as 24-dehydrocholesterol reductase precursor. The record is from RefSeq and is a predicted model, not a curated record. Gene Ontology annotation, cellular component: cytoplasm; membrane. Bases 74 to 1600 code for a protein of 508 amino acids. NCBI's taxonomy places the organism in Eukaryota, Fungi, Ascomycota, Dothideomycetes, Pleosporales, Didymellaceae. Gene Ontology annotation, molecular function: FAD binding; Delta24(24-1) sterol reductase activity. The transcript has a single exon. Gene Ontology annotation, biological process: steroid metabolic process.
CGAUUCUGUAGCAUCAUGUAUCAAUAGAGCGCAUUGCAUUUGCAGGAGUCCUUCAUUUCGUUUCCUUUCCGUGAUGGAUCGCCAUCAGCGUAUUGUUUCGCAAGUAGCCUCCAAGGUGAAAGACUACUUCACACGCAAGGAGCCCUUCAGGAUAUCACAUGGAUCCACCAACUCCACGCGCCCAAAUCUCAAGAAGCGCGUCGUCGACAUCAGUAGCCUCAGAAAUGUCGUCAAAGUAGACAAGCAGAGUCGUACGGCUCUUGUCGAGCCCAAUGUGCCCAUGGAUAGGCUCGUAGAAGCCACUUUGCCACACGGGUUGGUACCGCCGGUGGUCAUGGAAUUUCCUGGCAUCACUGUGGGUGGAGGAUAUGCAGGAACUGCUGGUGAGAGCAGUAGUUUCAAGUUUGGCUUCUUCGACAGGACGAUCAACGAAGUUGAGAUGGUGAUGGCAGACGGUGAAAUUGUCAAAGCAUCUGAGAGGGAGAAUGCAGAUCUCUUUCGCGGAGCUGCUGGUGCAGUUGGUACACUGGGAGUCACCACACUUGUCAAUCUCCGACUCAUUGAGGCAAAGAAGUACGUGAAGACAACCUAUUACCCCACCAGGAGCAUAGCACAAGCUGUCAAGGAGGUCCGUGAGCACACGGAAGGCGAGAGAGGCGAGAAGAAUGACUAUGUGGACGGCAUUCUAUUCUCGAAAGAUCACGGUGCCAUUGUGAUUGGAGAGAUGACAAACCACCUCCCUCCCAACAUGAAACCACGAUCCUUCUCCCACUCUUUGGAUCCCUGGUUCUAUCUACACGUCGAAGAGGCGACACGCACAUCGAACGAGCCUGUGGUCGAGUACAUUCCCCUAGCUGAGUACAUGUUUCGCUACGAUCGUGGUGGCUUCUGGGUUGGACGGUCUGCCUUCAACUACAUGAAGUUUCCGUUCAACAAGUUCACCCGCUGGUUCCUGGACGAUUUCUUGCACACACGCAUGCUGUACCGCGCUUUGCAUGCCAGUGGUAUCGCCACGCGUUACAUCGUACAAGACAUGGCCCUCCCCUACCCCAACGCAGAGAAGUUUAUCGAUUACACGGAGAAGGAGUUUAACAUCUGGCCCAUCUGGCUUUGCCCGCUGAAGCAGAGCGAGCAGCCGACGAUGCACCCACAUACCAAGGGCGACUUGGAGGACACACAAAUGCUCAACAUCGGUCUGUGGGGCUUUGGACCCCAAGAGCCUCAGGAGUACCUCACCAAGAAUCGCGCACUUGAGAAGACCUUGCGAGAUAUGGGCGGCAUGAAGUGGCUCUAUGCGCACACAUACUACAGCAAGGACGAGUUCUGGUCGCAGUUCGAUCGCCAGUGGCACGAGAACCUGCGAACAAAGUAUAACGCUGGUGGUCUGCCUGGCGUGCACGACAAGGUUCACGUGGAUAUUCAGAAAUACACCGCCAUGGCACAGAAUGACUGGGGUAUGCGGCUGAAGAAUGUCUGGCCGCUUGGCGGCUUCUGGGGUAUCUACAAGAGCAUCCAAAGCAAGGACUACAUGAUUCACCGCAACUCGACAUGGAAGUGGAAUAGGCUCGGUGCGAGCAGAAGAUGGUGGUGGUGGUGGUAAAUGUAUACUUGUAUAAAACUACUUGAACAUGGAAGUUCUGAAACAAUGGUGCCACGCAGCGCAAAGAAGGGCGCCCACAGGAUUGUAUAACACUACCUUACAAACAAACCCUUCAUCGAUCA